AGUCUGUAUCAUUGAUCUAUCAUUUUAAACUCUGGGCCAAGUAUGGUCGGACAUUGAAUGCCAAUCCACCGGUAUAGGGCCUAAAACUUGAAUGCCAAUCCACGGUAUAGGGUCACCGGUCAUGAGGCUUGGAGCCGAUGUUGGCGACAGGUAAGCAAUACUAUUCGUUGUUAUGCUUUUUCCUAUUCCCCCUCUGCACAAAAUCUUGUAGAAUCCGCGUCUUCCCUAUGAUAUCCGUUUCUGAUUUAAGAGGAAGCCGAUUUGAUAGAUAAGAUUGUGAAAUGGGCAAAUUCAAGAGAUAAUAGUAGUUCCUUCCUCAAGAAACCUAUUCUUCUUCGUCGUCAAACGUAAGAAUCAUCCAUCAACGCAUUCAAAUGAAAGCUGCCAAAGUAUCUACUAAAAACUAUUCCACCCGUGACUGCAUUCGAACCUACUGUCACACUUUAAAUUCCUCCCCACCACAUGACUUGCCAUCCACAAUAGCAUCCCUCGUUGUUCAACCCGAACUAUCACACUGAUUGUUUUCUGAUCUUCGUAACCACAUACGGUUUUAGCGUUUGGACCGGCCUCGCAACCUACAAACCUAUGCCAUGAAAGUGUGUGUGCGCGGGAGCUUCUUUUGUUACAAGAUUCCAUGGCUGUUCUAUCUUCCAUUCAUUGUUGGAAUCGGUGAUCUCGGAAAUUCUUGGAAGUUCAUCAACAUGCCUCCAAGAGUAAGGGGAAGAGGCAAAGUUCCCAUGCGAGGGGGACCGUCGACAGCAGGACCAUCUCAUAGACGCACUCCAUCGGCGUCCUUUUCUACCUCUGACUCUCACGAUCUGUGGGCUCAACCUUUUGAGCCAGCAAGACAUUCUGUCUCGCUAAGCUCUUCACCUUCUUUCCACCCGUCUUUUGGGCCGCUAGUUCCAGACGAGCCCCAACACUCACACCACUCUCAACAAUCUCAUGAUUCUCACGAGUCUUACCAAUCGCACCACUCUUUGCAUUCCCAUUCGUUUCACCAUUCUGAUUCCCUCUACUCUCCGGGACAGUUCAACUCAAACGAUUAUGUUAACAACUUGCUUGGCUACAACCCAUUGGGCCCUGAGGACCAUUUUUCUCAGGAGAUGGAAAUGGACGAUGAUCCAGAUCCGGAGAUGCAGACACCGGGCCACCCAAUUAGCAUACCAAGUGAAUCUCCAUUUCAGGGAUCACCUUACCAUGGGCCCGACUCGUUUCAAGAGAAAAUGGCCACAUAUAAUUGGUUCUUUACCCCAUCAUACCAUAGCUCUCCAGCCCAACCACCUUUGGUUGAACCCCAACUCCAAGCUGUUUCACCACCACCACUUCCUGUUGAGGAGCCACCUCAGCAGCCACCGCAACCACCUUCCGAGCCUCCGAGGCAAAGGAGGAACGCACGUAUAUCCGUGUGGGGAGGACCUCGUUUCAGUUCUCCCCAGGGUUCGAGUUCUUAUCCCCUAUUCCGGAGGACCCCCAGAAGGGUGGGCCCUCGAACGCGGCACCUGAGAUUGAUCCUCCGCCAGUUUCAUUUGCACCACCUCAGCCGCCUAUGGGUUUUGAUAACCCUAUCCCGACCUAGCCAGGUCCUACUGAGUAUAAUCUUUUUGAAAACACGUCGGGAUAUCCAUCGGAUUAUGGAACUCAAGACCCGUACCUUACAGCUACACAGUAUUAUCACCUUUACCCUUCUUCUUACCCUCCGACUCAUCCAACUGGAUACCCGGUUCAGGGUUAUCAGUACCCGUCGUACCAGCAACCUCCUCCUCAGUAGCUACAACAGCAGCAACAGACUCAGGAAAUCCUGGAGAGGUUAGAUAGGGUUGAACACAAGGCUAGGAAGAACAAGGAGAAGCAUAAUAGCUUCAUGAAGGGCCUUGCAAACCUUAUCAAAGGGAAGAAGAAGUAGGGGAUUGUUAAAUUUUCUUGGUUGUUUGUAAUCAUGUCCCUGUGUGGACAUUUGUUUAAUUUCAGUAUCAAAGUCCCUGCGAGGACUUAUUUUCUUAUUUCUGUAAGCCCCUGCGUGGGCAGUUUGUCUUUUCUAAGUCUCGUUUAGGGCACCUGUACUUGUUUCAAGUUUAAUGAAGUUUUAUCUUUGGUUUUUAA
This is a messenger RNA of Helianthus annuus (common sunflower), 2103 nucleotides long. RefSeq lists its product as uncharacterized. The record is from RefSeq and is a predicted model, not a curated record. Bases 591 to 1814 code for a protein of 407 amino acids. NCBI's taxonomy places the organism in Eukaryota, Viridiplantae, Streptophyta, Magnoliopsida, Asterales, Asteraceae. The transcript is spliced from 3 exons.